AUGCUGACCCAGCACUAUCAUCUGACUACACUUCAUCCACCUACUGGCCUCUUUUUUGAAGAAGAUCAACUACAUGAUGCUGCUGUUCAAGAGGUUGUUCAAAAGAAUCCUGUUCGAGAAGUCCAAGAAAAAGAGAAAGAAGGUGACCUCCUAGUCCAAGAAAAAGAGGACGACUUCACCUCCAC
Molecule: messenger RNA, 185 nt
Organism: Amoebophrya sp. A25
Lineage: Eukaryota; Dinophyceae; Syndiniales; Amoebophryaceae
Source: the annotation of a GenBank genome assembly